Messenger RNA from Boleophthalmus pectinirostris (great blue-spotted mudskipper), 5880 nucleotides. Its product is annotated as GRIP and coiled-coil domain-containing protein 2. The transcript is spliced from 24 exons. The record is from RefSeq and is a predicted model, not a curated record. Lineage: Eukaryota; Metazoa; Chordata; Actinopteri; Gobiiformes; Gobiidae. The coding region runs from base 182 to 5095 and encodes 1637 amino acids. Gene Ontology annotation, cellular component: Golgi apparatus. Gene Ontology annotation, biological process: late endosome to Golgi transport.
AGCAGUGGCUCAAAGCUUUCGCUCCAGCUCAAACCCAAAACAGAGGAGAUGUUUCUCCUGUAAUUUCACAAAUAAACGUCAGUAACUGUGGACAUUCAAGGACUGUAUCGCCCAGAUUUAAAGAGCAUCUUUUGGUGUCUGUCACUCGAGUGAGAAGGCAAAAAACAUCGCUGCUACAAAGAUGGAGCAGGAGUCAAGUGGCACUGGGCCAGAGGCUGUGGCUGCAUCCCCAGCAGGUGCAAAUAAGUCAAAGUUGGAUACAUUGUCCAAAGAUGACUUGAUAAAGUUUGCCAAGAAGCAGAUGGCUGCAAUGCAAAAAAUAAAGAGCAAAUGUGCAGAUUUAGAGAAAGAAAUUGAGACCCUAAAACACCAACCAGAUCCCAGUAAGGGCAGCUCUGAAGAUGCCAUAUUAAUACAGGAGCUGACUGAGCGAAUGGAUGCAUUACUAUUAGAGAAGGCAGAAACCCAGCAAAACUUUACAAAAUGUCGCAAGGAUUUAGAGAGGACCAAAGAGCAAAGCAAAGAUGACUUGGCAGCACUUCAAGGAGAGCUGGAUCGUGUUAUAGAGGACCAUCAAAAGAGGAUUAAGAUUCUUGAAACCAGCAUUGAAGAGUCAAAUAACAAACACAAAGAAGAAGUGGCUUAUUUCCAGAAACUACUCAAAGAACGUGAAGAGAUUGACAGAGAGAGGGAAAGUGAACGUGAGAAGCAUCGUAAAGCACAGGAGAGCUCUGAUGAAACCCGGCAUUGUUUGGAGGCUGAAUUAGAAAGUAUUCAGGCAGAACUUGAAGCUGUGCAAAAACAGAAGUCUAGGGAAAUGAAUGAGUUCCAAGAGAGUCAACAGACUGAGCUAACGAAGGCCCAGCAGGAGGUGGAGAACCUGAGGGAGGAACUGAGCCAGAGGAGCCUUCAACACGAGGAGGAGAUCAGGGCUUUGGAGGAGGACUUUGAGAUCGAACGGGACCGACUGCUGCUGCUGCACGAAGAACUCACAGAGCAACUCGCACUCAAAGAUAGCUAUUUGCAGGAUGUCCAAGAGGAAGAUGAGGAACCUGCUCGUGGUUCUGGCAUUGCUAAAAUGUUGGAGCUGUCCCGUCGCAUUCAGAACUCAUCUGCACACGCAGAAGGUGAAGAGGAGAUGGAAAUGGGAAAACUGAGGGAAGUUUUGGAAGACCUUCAAGCCCAGAACACAAUGUUACAGGAUGAACUGACUCUUCUCACAAAUCUUAAAGGAGAACUGGAGGCAGAGCUGGAAAGAGCCAGGGAGGAGUUUCAGACAGAGAGAGAGGAGCUGGAGUUUAAAAUCAAUGAGUUACAAAUGAACAAAGACGGUCUUACUGGAGAAAUAACCCCAACUUUAGAUGUAUGCAGCCAACAACCAAGUGAAAAUGAUGAGAAACCUAUUGAAGAAUCCAAGGUGGUGAUUGCAAAUGAAGAAAACCAAAACUUAUCAAAACUGGAGGAGCAGCAAAAGAUAAACCAAGAUUUGAAGGCCCAAUGUGAAGCGUUGACCAAAGAAAGAGACUCUAUUAUGGCGGAAUACAACCACACAAGAGGAGUUUUGCAAAGUUUUGAGACAACGCUAGGUGAGAAGACUGAAAAUUUAGUUUCUCAAUACAGUGCCAUGAAGGAACAAGGGGCCAUUGCUAUAAAAGAGCUGCAAGAUAAGAUUCAACAGCUGACUGAAGAGAGGGAUGAUGUCAUUGCAAAAGUUAAAGAAGUUACAGAAGAGAAAAAUGCCAUCUUGGAGAACCUACAAGAGCUGAAACUAAAAGUUGAAGCAUUCUCAAAUGAGGAAAAGAAAUUACAAGCAGCUAUUGAGGAGCAAACAGCUUUAGCAUCAGAGCUUACACAUUCCCUGGAAGAGGUAACUAGACAGAAAGAUGACACCGUUUCUCAGUUAAAUGAACAAGAAAAUAUGAUUGAAGACCUCAAAAUAAAAGUCGAGAAACUGAAGGAGGAACGUGAUGAAAUGCAGUCUCAACUUCAGAUUCAAGAGGAGGAAAUGCAAAAAUUUCAGAGUGAGAAAGCUAAAGAAAUUGAGACACUGCUCCAGGAGAAAGAGUUAAGUGCAUUAAAACUGGAGAAAGAAGCUGGGUUAAAGAGUGAAAAGCUAGAAAGUGACCUUAAGGAGGAGUUUUGUAAAUUGCAGCAGACUAUUGAACUGCUUGAGUCCAAAAACAGUGAUCUUGAUCAAAAACUUGAGGAGGCAUCAUCACAGCUCGUCCAAAUGGAGGAGAAGAAGAAACAAUCUGGAUCCACAAUGGCGGCACUAGAAUCUGAAUUGGAAAAGGAGACAGUGGAAAGACGUGAAUGUGAGGCUAAGCUAAUUACGCUAACUGAAGAAGCCACAAAAGCAAGAGAAACUAUUACAACAUUGGAACAAAAUCAGUCAGAAUUGAUGACAAAUUAUACAGGGGAAAUACAGGAGUUGAGGAUGCAUAUUCAAGAGCUUGAGAUGGAGAGAGACAAGCUAAAAUCUAGUCUUGAAGAAGAUAACGAAGAGGUCAGACUAUCUGUGCUAAAUGAGCUACAGACUCACAUUAGUGAAUUAGAAAGGGAGAAAACCGUGCUGCAAAGUAAUCGUGAGGAAGUGAUGAAGGAUGUAGAGGCUUUGCAGAAAGACCUGGAGGACAUGAAAGCUAUAAAUGAGAAGAUGAAUGAAGAAAAUCAAAUGCUACAAGCUAAAGUUUCACUGCUAACUGAAGAAAAAGAGGGAGAUCAAACAGAAGGACAGAUGGAGGUAGAAUACCGAGCCCAGCUGACAGAGAAGGACACAAUCAUAUCUCAACUGAGGGAAGAAAUCACAGCUCUGCAGUCUGCAACCCCCUCGACCGCCUCUGAAAAUGCUGACAGCAGCUUUACAGAGAAAAUAGCCCUGCUGGAAAAAGAGCACAAAGAAAAGGAUGAGAAGAUGAACAAAAUCAAGGCUGUGGCUGUUAAAGCAAAGAAGGAGCUGGACAUUAGCAAGAAAGAGGUUGUGGCCCUUAAAGGAGAAAUAGAGAGUUUGAAAGUCGAGCGUGAGAAAGUCAACAGCUCAAUGAAAGAUAUAAUUCACGGUGCUGAAGGCUACAAGAAUCUGCAGAUCGAUUACGACAGGCAAACGGAGCAGUUGGAUAAAGAGAGAGAGAGAACAGAGGCGGCCGAGAGACAGAUCACUGAGCUGACCAGGCGACUCAGCACUGCCGUAGCACAGACCGAAACCCUGACGAGUGAGAAAGAGGACCUACUGGCUGCUAUGGAGACCUUAAGAAACACAGUGAAGCAGCUGGAAGCUCAUAACCAGGAUCUUCAGAAACAAAUGUCCAGCCUUGAGAGAGAUGUGGUGGCGGAGAGGACUCUAAAGGAACACAAAAUUAAGGAGUUGUCAUCAGCCACAAAGGAGGUGGAGGAUCUGGCUGCUCAGCUCCGCAGACAGCAGCAGCAGUCUCAGCAGACUGCCCAAGAACUGGAGCUACUGCGGAAGGAGGCACAGCAAAGCUCUCUUCUGGACAUGGAGAUGGCUGAUUAUGAACGACUCGUCAAAGACCUCAAUGGAAAGUUGACUGAGGGAGAGGAAAGAGUGUCUGAGUUAAAGUCUCAAAUAAACACUCUGAUCCAGAACGAGGGGGCACUCAAACAGGAAAUUGAGUCCCUGAAGUCCCAGUUGGAUCAGGGGGAGGAGAAGACCACCAAGAUGAAACAGCUGCUGGUUAAAACUAAGAAGGACUUAGCUGAUGCCAAGAAACAGGAGUCUGCUUUAAUGAUGGCUCAAGCGUCACUGCGAGGAGAGCUAGAGGCAAACCAGCAGCAACUAGAAAAUUCAAAGAUUGACGUGUGUGACCUGACAGCCGAGCGCCAUCGAUUACAGGAGCAGCUGAGGUCUGCACUGGAGCAGCACCAAAGAACCAACUCCUCCCUGCAACAGCGAGUCAGCAGCCUCCAGACAGAGAGAGACAACGCAAAGUCUGAACUUGUGGCCACUGCAAGUGAGUUUGAAAGUUACAAAGUGCGAGUCCAUAAUGUCCUCAAACAACAGAAGAGCAAAACUACCUCCCAGAGUGAUGGAGAUUCAAGCAAAAGUGAAAGGGACCAGUUGUCCUCCCAGGUGGAGCUGCUUCGUUCCAAGCUGAGUGAGAGUCAGCAGAGUCUUCAGAGCGUCACGUCUGAGCUGCAGCAGCUUCAGAGCGAACACGACACACUGCUGGAGAGGCACAACAAAAUCCUCCAGGAAACCAUCAGCAAAGAGGCAGAGCUCCGUGAGAGGCUUCUCUCACUGCAGUCUGAAAAUGUGAGUCUUCGGUCGGAGGCGUCGCAGGUGCAGGAGGACCUGUCAUCUCAGAUCGAGGCUCAGCGUCAGACAUACAGGGAGCAGCUCAGGAAGCUCCAGGACGAGCACAGAGCCACAGUGGAGACUCUACAGGGACAGCUGAGCCGAGUGGAAGAGCAGCUCUUCAACCUGCAGAGCCAGACCAGUGCAGUGUUGGUGCAGUCCAGUCGUAAAUCUGUAUUAGAUUCUCAGCGUAAAAACCCAGACUUCAGCCAGUCUGGACUGGGCUUCAUGGCCCUGGGUGACCUCCAGUCGAUGGCCCGAGAGGAGGGGGAGGGCAUGGAGACGACAGAGACUGAGAGCCCGUCUCCUGCCUCCACGCCCCUACCAUCUCUGGAGCAGCUCCUCUCAUCUCCCGACCCCAAACAGGAGACUUUUGUUUGGACUGUGGAACCAACCAAAGAAGAGUUGACUCAGAAGCUAAGCACAGCCACCCGCAGCUUGGAGCACAUAAACAGCCUUCUACAUGAGACUGAGGCCACUAAUGCUGUUCUCAUGGAGCAGAUCACAUUGUUGAAGAGUGAGAUCCGUCGUCUGGAGCGGAACCAGGAGCGGGAGAAGAGUGUUGCCAAUCUGGAGUAUCUAAAGAACGUGCUGCUGCAGUUCAUCUUUCUCCGAUCAGGAAGUGAGAGACAGGCCUUGCUGCCCGUGAUCCACACUAUGCUGCAGCUGAGCCCAGAGGAGAAGAGCAAACUGGCUGCUAUUGCACAAGGUGAAGAGGAGAGCUCUGCAUCAAGAGGUUCUGGUUGGUCAUCAUAUCUCCACAGCUGGUCUGGGAUCAGAUGAGUUCUGCAACACAAACCAAACACUGGAAGCACAAAUGUUUAAAGCAUUUUCUGUGAAAUUUAUAAAAGGGAGUCCCUUUUAUUUUUCCAAUUUACAUGGGACCAAUGAAUGUAACUGUGAUAAAUGAAGGAUGUCUGUUGUUGGCUUAUAAGAUCUACAAUAUAAUAUCUAAUACAUGUGUAUAGAAUAAAUAUUCAUUAAUGCUCUUAUUCAAAAUGUGAAGAUUGGUGAUUGAAAAGUACCAUGUGGCGUUACUAGUUAGAAGGGAACAUUACAUUAAGGUUUUAUAUUUAUGAAUUAUGAUAUAAAUCCAACAAUAUCCACUUAUCUCAAACAUUUUUUUUUUAUUAGAAACAUAAUUAAUGUCUAAAACACCAUUUACAUUCAGGAUACCUAAACCAUUAUAUCUGAAUUCCAACUACUUUUUGAAGUAAGUACCAUAUAACAGACUCUUUCAUAAUUUUGUUAUUGUAUUUUUUUGGUGUUUAAUCCAGUUUUUUGUAGUGUUUUAAAUUAAUCUCUGUUUUUACUUUAAUACUGAUUGGUUUGUUGUUGAUUUGAGAGUAUUCCUUAAUUUCUUCCAAUGAUCUAAUUGCAGGUUUAUUGAGGAUAGAGUUUGAAACAUAAUUUUGCUCUAAAGCUCUCUUGAUUCCUGAUUCCAGCUUUUGGGCAGCUUUUCUCAGUCAUUCUCAUACUGUGAAUGUAAUCUUAAUGUUUAUUUAUGAUGCUUAUUUUUACUGUAAUUCAAUCAUAUCUGUAAAAAUAAUAAAUUGAACUGGUGUUAA